UCUUUCGUUCAGUGAAUGUGAAUCUCUUGUUUCAUGGUCAUGGCGGUUCCCGCGCAAAUCACCGAUUGCGAUGAGCAGAGCUUGUGGGACGAUCUCGUGCGGCAAACGAAGGAGGCUCUGGAGACGAACACUGAUCCUAACCUGUUGGCUUUGGAGCUGACGACGAAGCUUCACUCCUCCCCCGGCGUUACUCUCCCUUCCGUCGAACUCGCUCACCGCUUCGUCGCUCACUUCUUUUGGGACAACCACAGCCCCGCCGCUUGGAAGUUUCUCCAUACAGCUUCCUCUCUCAACCUCAUCCCUCCAUUGCUCCUCAUCGCACUUCUCUCCACCAGGGUUGUUCCAAGCAGAAAACUCUAUCCUGCGGCUUACAGACUCUAUAUGGAACUUCUCAAGCGAAAUGCCUUUAUGCUUGAAUCUCAUAUCAAUUCUCCGAACUAUGAAAAGAUUAUGAAAUCUAUUGAUGGUGUUCUUCAGCUUUCCCAGGUAUACAGCCUAAAGGUGUGUGAGCCAGGAGUUAUUCUUGUUGAAUUUGUCUUUUCAGCUGUAUGGCAAUUACUCGAAGCAUUAUUAGAUGAUGAAGGGUUACUAAAUCACGCUCCAGAGAAUAAGCCUAGAUGGCUAAGCAGGUCACAUGAUAUGAAUAUUGAUGGACCUGACUGCUUCAGAGAAAAUAAAACUGAGCAGAAGGAGGGGUUGCAGAGGGAAAAUACAGCAAUGGCUAUCGAGAUUAUUGCAGAAUUUUUGCAAAACAAGAUGACUUCAAGGAUCCUUUCCUUAGUUCAUCGGAACAUGCCAUCACAUUGGGGAUUUUUCAUUCACCAAAUGCAGCUGUUUGCAUCAAACUCUUCAGUUUUGAGGAAUCUGAAACAUAUUACUGCAGAGACCCUUUUGCUUUUGACAGAAAAUGUUCAAGAGGUUUUAUCCCAUGAAUGCAAAACAAAAUCUAAGCUGGAGUCUAAUGUAGUCAUACCUGCUGGUCCUCAGAUAUCUUUUGCUUGUCAAUCUUUUGGUGAUAGUUGGUCUUCACACUGGCUUCCUAUUGAUCUCAUCCUGGAAGAUGCUUUGGCAGGAGGGCAAGUGGCAGCAUUUAGUGCUAUUGAAAUUAUUGCUGGUUUGGUGAAGACUUUACAUGCAGUUAAUGGCACUACAUGGAACAAUACAUUUUUGGGUUUAUGGGUUGCAGCACUGCGGUUGGUUCAAAGGGAGAGGGAUUCAAAGGAAAGUCCUAUACCUCGUUUUGAUACUUGCAUGUGUAUGUUAUUGAGCAUCACAACCCUUGUGGUCACUCAGAUUAUUGAGGAAGAGGAAGGUGAACUGAUUGAAGAAGCUGAACACAGACCUACAUAUCAAGGGAAAGAUAAUCAGGCUCUGGGGAAGCGUCGUGAGGAAUUGAUUACCAGCUUACAGCUAUUGGGUGAUUAUGAGUUCUUACUGACUCCACCUCAACCUGUUCUUAUGGAAGCCAAUCAAGCUGCUGCCAAGGCUAUUAUGUUGUUAUCAGGAAACCCUGUUGGUAGUGGGGACUUAGAACAUAUGAGCAUGAAUGACUUGCCCAUGAAAUGUUCUGGCAACUUACGGCAUCUAAUUGUUGAGGCUUGUAUUGCAAGAAAUCUACUUGAUACAUCAGCUUAUUUUUGGCCUGGCUAUGUGAAUGCAUGCAGCAAUCAAAUUCCAAGUAGCGUUUCUAACCAGGAGGCUGGCUGGUCUUCGUUGAUGAAGGGAUCGCAACUAACUCCUACAUUGGUUAACGUCUUAGUUGCAACUCCAGCUUCCAGCUUAGCAGAGACUGAAAAAAUAUAUGAAAUUGCAAUCAAUGGUUCAGAAGAAGAAAAGAUAUCUGCUGCUACCAUUCUGUGUGGGGCAUCUCUAGUACGUGGAUGGAAUGUACAGGAGCACAUAAUUCUUUUUAUCAUAAAAUUACUCGCACCUGAUGUUCCUCCUAAUUACUCGGGGGCUGAAAGCCAUUUGAUCAGCCAAGCUCCAAUAGUAAACGUCCUUCUUAUUGGAAUUUCAUCAGUAGAUUGUGUUCAAAUUUUCUCCCUACAUGGUUUGCUUCCGUUACUUUCAGCAGGCCUAAUGCUAAUAUGUGAGGUUUUUGGAUCAUGUGUUCCUGAUUACUCAUUGACUCUUGCUACCGGAGAAAAACUCUCUCAUCAUGAGGUGUUCUCUAAUGCAUUUACCCUUAUGCUGAGGUUCUGGCGGUUUGAUCUUGUACCUCUCAAACAUGUGACGAGGGACGUAGCCACUCCACCAUUUGGAUCACCAUUUAGUCCUGAAUGCCUUUUAUUGAUUCGGAACUGCAAGUUGGCUUCGUUUGGAAGAUCAGCAAAGGAUCGACAAAAGCUCAAAAGACAUUCAAAAAAUUUAUAUCUUUCUCCAGAACCUGUAUUUAUGGAUUCCUUUCCAAAAUUAAACUUUUGGUAUCAGCAACAUCAAGAAUGCAUUGCUUCAAUCUGCUCUGGUUUUGUGCCUGGAGGGUCUGUUCAUCAGAUUGUUGAUGCUCUAAUAAGCAUGAUGUUUAGGAAGCUAACUAAUGGUGCUGAAACUUCGACACCUACGACUUCUGGAAGCAGCAUUUCGUCAGUGUCUACAUUGGAUGAUUCUUCAAUGAAACUAAAAGUUCCUGCAUGGGAUAUCCUGGAAGCUAUUCCCUUUGUGCUGGAUGCUGCUCUGACAGCUUGUGCUUAUGGAAGACUCUCUACCCGUGAACUGGCCACAGGCCUCAAAGAUCUAGCCGAUUUUCUUCCAGCAUCUUUGGUUACCAUUACAAGCUACUUUUCAGCUGAAGUUACUCGGGGCAUAUGGAAGCCAGCUUUUAUGAAUGGAAUUGAUUGGCCUAGCCCUGCCGCAAAUUUGUCCUUUGUUGAGCAACAGAUAACACAAAUUCUAGCAGCCACGGGUGUUGAUGUUCCAAGCCUUGCUGUAGAUGGGGACUCUCCGGCUACACUUCCUUUGCCCUUGGCAGCUUUUCUAAGCCUCUCAAUAACAUAUAGACUUGACAAAGCCAGUCAGCGAAUCCUUGCCCUGAUUGCCCCUGCUAUUAAUGCCCUUGCUUCUGGUUGUCCCUGGCCCUGUAUGCCUAUUGUAGCUUCUUUGUGGAUCCAGAAAGUGAAGCGUUGGAGUGAAUUCCUUGUAUUCUCUGCUUCCGGAACUAUAUUCCACAACAACAGGGAUGCUGUAGUUCAACUACUAAAAAGUUGCUUCACAUCCACCCUUGGGAUUGGCUCUGCCUGUAUUUACAAUAAUGGUGGAGUUAGUUCCCUCCUUGGUCAUGGCUUUGUUUCCCAAAUAUCCGGUGACAUAUCUCCAGUUGCUCCAGGGAUUCUUUACUUACGAGUGUACCGGUCUAUUGGAGAUAUCACAUUCUUGACUGAAGAAAUUUUGUCUAUUCUAAUGCUUUCUGUUAAAGACAUAGCAAGUAGUGAGCUUCCCAAGGGAGAUGUAAAGAAACUAAAGAAAACCAAGCAUGGAAUAAAAUUUGGACAAGUUUCUCUUGCCAGAUCCAUGUCACGUGUCAAGCGUGCCGCUCUACUCGGGGCUUCAUUGGUUUGGAUAUCAGGUGGACCAAAGUUGGUUCAUUCUUUUAUAAGAGAGACUCUACCUUCCUGGUUUUUAUCAGCUAAUAUGUUGGAGCAGGAUGGUGGAGAAUCUGGAACUGUUGUUGCUAUGCUUAGAGGUUAUGCACUGGCAUUUUUUGUUAUGCUUAGCGGGGCAUUUUCCUGGGGUAUUGACCAUUCUUCAAUUACAUCUAAACGAGGAACAAAGGUUCUUCGGUUGCAUUUGGAAUUUCUUACAAGCGCCCUAGACAGAAAUUCAUCACUACGUUGCCAUUGCGCUACUUGGCAAGCCUAUGUGUCAGGAUUUGUGAGUUUGAUGGUGGGUUGCACUCCAUUGUGGGUCCAGGAUGUCGAUGUGGAUUUGUUGAAGAGAUUGAGCAGAGGAUUAAGACGGUUGAAUGAACACGAGUUGGCUCUUCGACUUUUGGAAAUUGGAGGGUUAGGCGUCAUGGGGGCAGCAGCUGAAAUGAUUAUUAACUUUGAACAUAGAUUUUAAAUCUGUCAGAACUGGAAAAUACUAUCCCAAUUCAUUAGUUCAUGAUUUGUUAACCUUUUUGGCUUCAAGUGUAAAGGAUGUUGGUAUUCUGAUUCAGUCAUAGAU
Messenger RNA from Gastrolobium bilobum, 4161 nucleotides. Its product is annotated as mediator of RNA polymerase II transcription subunit 33A-like. The coding region runs from base 34 to 4056 and encodes 1340 amino acids. The transcript is spliced from 12 exons. NCBI's taxonomy places the organism in Eukaryota, Viridiplantae, Streptophyta, Magnoliopsida, Fabales, Fabaceae. Gene Ontology annotation, cellular component: mediator complex. Gene Ontology annotation, biological process: regulation of phenylpropanoid metabolic process. The record is from RefSeq and is a predicted model, not a curated record.